AAUUUUUCUCCCUCCUCCUACCCCUCAUGCCCCCAAAUCGUAAAGGGACACAACCCCCCUCUAUAUUCUGAAAGGACCUGGUAAAACCCUAAUUCUCAAUUAUGUUGUAUAGAACCGAAAUUGAAGCUGAAUACUCUUUAUAAUUGGAGUUUUUAGUUGAUCGUGUAAAAAGUGGAGAUCAAUUGCUCUUUCUGAUUGGUUGUAUAAUGAGGAGAUAUAGUCCACAAUACUACAGUUCUCCAAGGAGAGGACAUGGAGGGCGAGGAAGAAGCCCACCAAGGAGAGGCCGUGGGGGGCGAGGAAGGAGCCCACCAAGGAGAGGCCGUGGAGGUGGUGGUGGUGGGUAUGGGAGAAGCAAGGACCAAAAUAGUGGAAGCCUCUUGGUUCGGAACAUUCCUCGUGAUUGCAGACCAGAAGAACUUCGAGGGAUAUUUGAGCGAUUUGGAGUUGUAAGAGACGUCUAUAUUCCUAAGGACUAUCACACAGGGGAACCUCAGGUGUUUGGGUUCGUGCAGUUUGUGGAACCAUAUGAUGCUACGGAAGCUCAGCAUCAUAUGAACGGACAAGUUUUUGCUGGGAGGCAGAUGUUUGUGGUGGUAGCAGCAGAGACAAGAAAAAGGCCUGAGGAGAUGCGCCACAGAGCUAGGGUUAGAGGACCAUCUGAUCAUGGAGGACGAUCAUCGUAUUCUCGACGUUCUCAUUCAUUUUCACGGUCCCCUCGCCAUUAUCAUGUUUCCAGGUCUCGGUACCGGUCUAGGUCAUACUCUCCUGCCCCACAACAGCGAGACUACUCUCCUUCCCCAGAGAGAAGGUAUGCAGACCAUCUAAGAUCUCCUAAAGGUCCUCCUCCAGAGCGUGAUGGUGGCCGCAGCUGCAGGCUGUAUUCUCCACAUUAUGGCCAUGGUGAUGAUCUUAAUAAAAACAACAAUGGGUUUGGCAAGAAAUUGGCAUGUGAUUUUGUGGAAGCACGGGCUUGGAGGCCGUCUCCUGGGAGACCAUCAAGUUCACCUUAUGGAUCAAGAACUACGUCGGCUGACUUGUCACCAAGGCAUGCUAGAUAGGGCAAAUGAUAGUGCCAGGGUUAACACGGUUUUCUACAUGCAUCAGCAAAUGGUAGCAGCUCUAUGUUGCCUUGUGUGGAUGAAUAGGAACAUCUGAAAUUUUUCCAAAACCCGCAUGUAUACAUGGUUUGAAUUCUUCCUUAGCGCACUUCUACUGACUUAAUGCGAUGCAACUUUCCAGAUUUUACCUCCAUAUUUCAUGAUAUUAUUUUCUUGAUUUUUGA
Molecule: messenger RNA, 1285 nt
Organism: Populus euphratica (Euphrates poplar)
Lineage: Eukaryota; Viridiplantae; Streptophyta; Magnoliopsida; Malpighiales; Salicaceae
Product: serine/arginine-rich SC35-like splicing factor SCL30
Exons: 8
Coding region: 207-1061 (284 amino acids)
Molecular function (GO): RNA binding
Source: RefSeq, a predicted model, not a curated record